Messenger RNA from Clarias gariepinus (North African catfish), 3241 nucleotides. It is a transcript of the gene micu3a, whose product is annotated as mitochondrial calcium uptake family, member 3a. Bases 1 to 1449 code for a protein of 482 amino acids. The transcript is spliced from 16 exons. Gene Ontology annotation, molecular function: calcium ion binding. Gene Ontology annotation, cellular component: uniplex complex. Gene Ontology annotation, biological process: mitochondrial calcium ion homeostasis; calcium import into the mitochondrion. The record is from RefSeq and is a predicted model, not a curated record. Lineage: Eukaryota; Metazoa; Chordata; Actinopteri; Siluriformes; Clariidae.
AUGGCGGCGUUGCGCAGGCUGGUGCUGUCGGUGCUGGGGAGCGGCAGCAGGUCGGCGGCGCGGGACGGCGUCAGGGCGCGCGUGCGGAGCGGCGGCGGCGGUGGCGGCGGCGCGGCGGCGGCGGGAGUCGGGCUCGUGGCCGGGGCGGCGGCGGGACUGUACCUCAGAUACCGGGGAGCGCGCGCGGGGCUGAGCAGCAACGCGCCGGUACUGGCGGAGGAUCCGAACCGGCGGUUGGACUUGGAGGAUGGAGACGUGUACAUGUCGUCCCAUGAGCACCGCUUCCGGCUUUUCAGCUCUCUGGAGUACGAGGGACAGCUUUACAUGACGCCUCAGAACUUCAUCGAGUCGGUGACCAUGAGUGAGCCAAGGAUUAAGAAGUCCUGGCGGUGCCUCAGUAAACAGGAAGUGGAGAAGAUCCUCUCGGAGACGCCACCGGUGUGGAAGGGAAGCUCCACCCUUUUCCGAAAUCUGAAAGAGAGAGGCAUCAUCGCUUACACAGAGUAUCUCUUCCUGCUUUGCAUCCUGACCAAGCCUCAUGCUGGCUUUAAAAUAGCCUUUAACAUGUUUGACGCCGACGGCAACCAGAUGGUGGACAAACAAGAGUUUCUGGUGCUGCAGGAAAUUUUCCGGAAGAAGAACGAGAAGAAGGGUCGCAAGGGAGAUGCAGAGAAGUCAGCUCAGCUGAGCAUGCAGCUCUAUGGAUAUCAUGUCGCCCCAGGCACAAGCGUGUCGAAAAAAGAGAGCCGAGAGGAGCGUGUGGCGCGGAGCUACUGGGACGUGUUGAGACGAAGCGCCAGCCAAGCGCUCUUUUCUGACCUGGCAGAGGAUUAUAAUCUGGAGCGCACGGACGACAGCAUGACCAUCGACACCACGUUGCUUGUACACUUCUUCGGGAAGAAAGGGAAGGCGGAGUUAACAUUCGAUGACUUCUACAGGUUUAUGGAUAACCUCCAGACCGAGGUGCUGGAGAUCGAGUUUCUGACCUACUCCAAAGGCAUGACCACCAUCAGCGAGGAGGAUUUCGCUCGCAUCCUCCUGCGAUACACCAACGUGGAGGACAUCCGCAGCUACCUGGAGAACGUGCGCCAGUCCAUCCCUGAUGAAAAGGGCAUUACGUUUGAAGAGUUCAGGUCUUUCUUUCAGUUCCUGAACAACCUUGAAGACUUCGCUAUUGCUAUGCAGAUGUACAACUUCGCCAGUCGUUCUAUCGGACAAGAUGAGUUUGGGAGGGCAGUGUACGUAGCCACAGGGCUUCAACUGACUCGUCACUUAGUGAACACCAUCUUUAAGAUCUUCGACGUGGACCACGACGACCAGCUGAGCUACAAAGAGUUCAUCGGGAUCAUGAAGGACAGGCUGCACCGGGGAGCCAGGGAUUAUAAGGAUGUGGAAAAGUUCACUUCCUUCAAGUCAUGUCUGAAGAAGGAGCUGGCUGGAAGCAGGUAAACAGUGUGAGAUCAAUCCAGAAUUUGUUUAAAGGAAGGAGCCUUCAUCGAUACCAUCAUCACCAUCAUGACCAGAUGUCUUCCAUAGAGCGUCUGUUGAGACGGUUCUGCACUGCAUGUUCUGCAUGACUUUCCUCCAUUCUCUCAGCUCUUCCAACACCGGAAUUUUACCUAAUAUGAGAAUGAUGUAAUAAAUUAAAUAAUUAAAUGAUUAUAAUAAUAAUUAUUAUUAUAUAUGCACUUCUGAAACUGUACAACACUAUACACACUGUGAAGCGAUGGCUGUUUAAAUGCACACAGUUCAUGAGUCUGCUGCCUUUUGAUGAUUUCUGAUUUAUUUUUAUCACUAUAUGGCGAUCACGACACUGCUUCAUCAUAGUUUUCUUUCCUGAAAGAAAGAUCCGAGGUUUAUACACACGUUAAUUAUGCUAAUUCUUCCUACUUAUUUAUUCGGAUUUAUUUUAGAUUGUUCGUUAACUCGGACAAGUGAAACCAAAGCUAGCAAACUAGCUUAAACAUAGUUGUACGUAGCUAACGUACUUGAUCCUGAUAGGUCAGGUGGCGUAGUAUUGUUUCGAUAUGAAGAACCUCACGUUUAGAGAGACAGGUAAAUAAUAAUCAAUAAAAUGUGCAGUUAUUUGACUAUCACAGAAGGGGUCUUUUUAAAACUUUUCUCCAUAACAUGAGAAAUUGUUGAACGGUAAUGAUUGUCAUCACGGUAAUGACAUGCCGAUUCAAUUUUUCGGAUUUUGUUACAAUUCUAAACAAACUUGGCAAAUAAUUGUUUGCUGCCUGCCAAUGUGCGAAUUCUUUAAAGUGCACCACCUGCAGGAUUAUAGAGAAACUGCAACAUUUUAGUCACCACAAAUGCAAACACAGAUGAAUAAAAAAAAAAAAUGCAUAUUUUGGAGUCAGCGUGGAGAUACACAACUUGUACUAAAUGUUUUGUUUUACGAAUUGUGAUAUUGAUUUUUCCCCCCUAAUUUGAGUUUUUUUGGGUCCUUAAAAGGUAAAAGGGAGGUUGGUGACGGUAUGACUGUUUACAGCUGCUAUAACAUACUCUGUACGUAUUCCCAUGAUAUUAAACAUAUAUAUAACUGGCUAUAACUGGAUAACUGGUAUGAAAUGUUCUUUAAUACAUAAAAAAAAUUAUAGUAAAAAGAGGAAUAAAAAACAUUGGGGGUUGUGCUGUUAUGUUCUAAGAAAAUAGUUUUGCUCUUUAACGCAUCACUGUUACGCUAAUACACAGUAUAAAUAUAGAGUAUGGUGAACCUGAAGUGCCUGAUUAGAGUGAUUAAAGAUUGUAUUGUUUUAUAUAAAGGCUAACAUCAGAGCGUCUUUAUUAAAUUUGAUUAAAGUCUGCAAUUUUGCCCGAGUUUAUGAGACUGUUAGAAACACGACCGAGAACUGCACGCGACACUGUGAUCUGUGUGUGGACGAUCUGAAUAAUCAUACAGCCUGUUUAACUGAAGUAUAAAAUUAAUGUCAUGAAAUGCCUGAAUUAUAAUAUGAGAAUAUUUAUUUAUAAUUAUUUAUAAUAUAUACUGUUGUGUCGCAUUCUUUAUAUUUUAAUACUAAUAACCAGUUGUUGUACUUGGAACUUGAAAUUCUGCCCUUUUUUUUUUUUUAUUAUUAUUCCUGGUAUGUGAAGCUUCUCAUUGUCACCCGGUAGCCUGGAUGGAACUAUAUUAUAAAUUCAUUAUCAAAUAUUUGUUGUUAUUGUUUGUUUUUUUGAAUGUAUUUUUCUCCUGUAGUUUCUGCAUCAGAGAAUUUUAAUAAAGCAUGUAUCCUAC